AUGGCUGCGCCCGAGGUCCACCACCUGUUCCAUAACCCAAUCGCAGACCACUCGUUCUCGAGCGACCACAAGACCCUAGCUAUUGCCCGCGACACCACCGUCGAGCUCUAUAGCAAGGUUGGCAAUGCCUUUAAGCUCAAGGACGAGCUCAAGGGCCACGACAAGACAGUGACCAGCAUCGAUAUUGCCCCCAACUCUGGCCGCAUCGUAUCUUGUUCGCAAGACCGCAAUGCCAUCGUCUGGGAACCCACCCCCGAGGGUUACAAGCCGACGCUCGUCCUGCUGCGUAUCAACCGUGCCGCCACCUUCGUCCGCUGGUCGCCGUCCGAGACCAAGUUCGCCGUCGGUUCCGGAGACCGCCUCAUCGCAGUCUGCUACUUUGAGGAGGAGAACGACUGGUGGGUGUCAAAGCACCUGAAAAAGCCCAUCCGCAGCACCGUCACCACCCUCGCCUGGCACCCCAACUCGGUCCUCCUUGCCGCCGGCUCGACCGACGCCCACGCCCGCGUCUUCUCGAGCUUCAUCAAGGGCGUCGACGCCCGACCCGAGCCCACCGCCUGGGGCGAGAGGCUCCCCUUCAACACCGUCUGCGGCGAGUACAUGAACAACUCGGCCGGGUGGAUCCACUCUGUCGCCUUCUCCCCCAGCGGGGAUGCCCUCGCCUUUGCUGCCCAUGACAGCAGCAUCACGGUUGUCUACCCGAGCGCCCCCGAGCAGCCGCCCAGGGCCGUCAUCAGCAUCAACACCCAGCUGCUGCCGUUCAUGAGCCUGAUCUGGAACGGCGAGGCUGAGAUCAUUGCUGCCGGCCACGACUGUGAGGCUUUCCGUUUCCAUGGCGGUCUCGAGGGCUGGCAACUCAGCGGCGCGGUCGCAGGCAAAGGCGGUGCGGGUGCAGGCGACCAGCGCGAGGAGUCGGCUUUGAACAUGUUUCGGCAGAUGGACCUGAAGGGCAAGGUCAAAGACGACACGCAGCUGAAGACCACCCACCAGAACACCAUCACGAUGAUUCGGCCGUACGAAGCGUCCGGAGAUUCCGUGCGGAAGUUCAGCUCGAGCGGUGUCGAUGGGCGCAUUGUCAUCUGGAACGUGUAG
This is a messenger RNA of Chaetomium globosum CBS 148.51, 1092 nucleotides long. RefSeq lists its product as uncharacterized. NCBI's taxonomy places the organism in Eukaryota, Fungi, Ascomycota, Sordariomycetes, Sordariales, Chaetomiaceae. Gene Ontology annotation, cellular component: Arp2/3 protein complex; actin cytoskeleton. Gene Ontology annotation, molecular function: actin filament binding. Gene Ontology annotation, biological process: Arp2/3 complex-mediated actin nucleation. The coding region runs from base 1 to 1092 and encodes 363 amino acids. The transcript is spliced from 2 exons. The record is from RefSeq and is a predicted model, not a curated record.